This is a messenger RNA of Apiotrichum porosum, 1026 nucleotides long. RefSeq lists its product as uncharacterized. Lineage: Eukaryota; Fungi; Basidiomycota; Tremellomycetes; Trichosporonales; Trichosporonaceae. The record is from RefSeq and is a predicted model, not a curated record. Bases 1 to 1026 code for a protein of 341 amino acids. The transcript has 4 exons.
AUGUCCGUAGGCGUACAAGCACCAGUGCCCAUCACAUCGUCGGCCUUUUUGAACACUACCGCAUCAGCUUCUUCGUCGGUUCAAGAGACACGCUCAGCCACAGCCACCGCAACAGCCACCGCCGCAUUGGCCACGACAGUCACAGUCUCAGCGUUGGACAGUAUCGUAGACGCUGCAAGCACUUUGGCGCCAGGAGGAGGCCCACUCUCGCUGGAUAAAAUCGGCACAUCCACCAUUGCCGUCGACACGUCGCGUGCGCGGAACCCAACUUCCUGUGACAUUUCGUUCGUCGGCGCCCUCUAUCCCGAGGACCUCACACGAGUCACAUUCCGCGGCCCAGUGGACACCACCGCGUUGGCUGCUCUUGACGAGCUGCCAGUCCUCACCCCGUCAUCCCUGCCGUCUCCAACACUUCCGCUGCAGGUCGUCGAGGUCACCGACCGCAUCGGCCAAGGCGCCAUCUGGAAUGCGUUUACCAUCACCCUGGCCAACGGCACGACGGCGGUCCUCAAGGUCACGUGCGUUAGCGCGUAUACGGAGGCGCAAGACGAGUGGAGCGAGAGCGCUCAGGUCCGCAAAUAUGUCGUCAAGGACGUCCAGGCGCACCUGAAGCUUGACGGCCUGAGCUGUACCCCGAAGAUGCUAGGCGUGUGGGCCGGCAUGGAUGUCGAGGGCAUGGAGUACUGGGCGUUGCUCGAGGAGCACGCUGGCGAGCCCGUGGACGUCGCCACGUUGAAUGUGGAGCAAAAACAGGUAAUCCUGACCGCGUACGCUACCAUCCACGCCCGCGGCGUCAUGCACAGCGACGUCAAGCCCAUCCACUGGACAUUGUCGCCCGAGCGUGGAAUCCAGGUUAUUGAUUUCAGCCACGCCGUCAACCUCCAGGCCUUGUCACGCGACCACGCGCGCAUGAUGUGCCUCAGCGAGAUGGGCGAUGUGAGGGACGGGCUCGGCAUCGAGGAGAGCGGGUGGACCACUGCACCGUACCAGCUUGAGGAUGCUGGAGGCUCGCAGCCCUCAGGUUGA